AUGUCGAUGACUGCUCGUCUCCGCUCGUUUAUCAACAGCCCUACGGGACCCCGGACGACGCAUUUUUGGGGCCCUGUGGCCAACUGGGGAUUCGUACUCGCCGCCAUGGCUGACAUGCGAAAACCCGCGAGUGUCAUCUCCAUCAACAUGACGUCCGCUCUGUCGGUCUACAGUCUCAUCUUCAUGCGCUUUGCGUGGAUGGUUCAGCCGCGCAACUACCUGCUACUGGCGUGCCACGCGUCAAACGAAGCGGCACAGCUGUAUCAACUGCAGCGCGGCUUACGCUUUCAAGCUAGCAAGGAGGCCGCAGAGAAGCAGGAGUAA
Peronospora matthiolae is the source of this 324-nucleotide messenger RNA. NCBI's taxonomy places the organism in Eukaryota, Oomycota, Peronosporomycetes, Peronosporales, Peronosporaceae. The record is from the annotation of a GenBank genome assembly.